AUGUCGACCACAACCACUCAGAAAACCUCGACCUCCACCACCCUCUCCGGGGUUCAAGACGCCUCCUAUGUCCCACGAGGACCGGUCAGCACACAGCUGAACUUCUUCAAGGAACCAGCUGAUGGGUCCAAGCCACACAACUACGUCGAGGAACCACCUGAAGGCCAACCGCAGCGCAACUUCGGCGAGGACGCGGUGGAGGUGCAGAUGAAUGACAUUCGGGGAAGAGAACGCGACUUCAACUUGGACAAGGACGCUUUCGAGGCUAUACAAGGGGUGCCAUCAGAAGAGACGGAGUUCGUGGACGAUGAACACAUCAAGAAAGUGUAUUACCCGGAGGUGGAGAAGUUGUUGUUAGACAACGUUCCGGGCGCCCAUAAAGUCACCAUUUUUGACCACACCAUCCGCCGGUCCAAUCCCGACGCCCCUCGCGCUCCCGUCACCAGAGUUCAUGUCGAUCAAACAGGCCGAUCAACCGAGUGGCGGGUGAAGUUACAUGACCCCGAGGAGGCCGAGGAUUUACUCAAGGGCCGCUAUCGCAUCAUCAAUGUCUGGCGACCUAUCAACGGAGUCGUCCAGGCCCAUCCUCUCGGGUUCGCCUCUGCUGACACUGUCGACGACGAAGAUCUGGUCCCUGUCGAGCACCGCUACCCUCAUCGCACGGGUGAGACCGCCGCAGUGAGGUACAACAAGAGGCAGCAGUAUUACUACUGGUCUGGAAUGGAUAACGACGAAAGACUGCUUCUCAAGUGCUACGACAAUCAGGAAGGAGUCGGCCAACGGGUACCUCAUACGGCCUUUGUUGAUCCUAGAACGCCCCCUGGCGCCAAAGGCCGGGAGAGCAUCGAGGUGCGAGCGUUGGUGUAUGGCUAG
Capronia coronata CBS 617.96 is the source of this 873-nucleotide messenger RNA. RefSeq lists its product as uncharacterized. Gene Ontology annotation, molecular function: oxidoreductase activity. The transcript has a single exon. The coding region runs from base 1 to 873 and encodes 290 amino acids. The record is from RefSeq and is a predicted model, not a curated record. NCBI's taxonomy places the organism in Eukaryota, Fungi, Ascomycota, Eurotiomycetes, Chaetothyriales, Herpotrichiellaceae.